Molecule: messenger RNA, 3877 nt
Organism: Cydia splendana
Lineage: Eukaryota; Metazoa; Arthropoda; Insecta; Lepidoptera; Tortricidae
Gene: DAAM
Product: disheveled-associated activator of morphogenesis 1
Exons: 22
Coding region: 327-3833 (1168 amino acids)
Biological process (GO): actin cytoskeleton organization; positive regulation of actin filament polymerization
Molecular function (GO): actin binding; small GTPase binding
Source: RefSeq, a predicted model, not a curated record
UUUCUACGACUAUUUUCUCUACACGCCGUGACAUAGCUACCUACUUCGCGCACAUUCGCCGCGCGCGCAGUCACCUGUCGACCGCCGCUGAUCUCGCGCGUAAACAACCCAGCAUGCCGCGCGCGCGCCUAACCGAUCGAUUCGAAAUUUGAAUUCUCGUUUUAGGCGUUUUUUUGGAAGUGAUUCGUGCCAGUGUUUUAUAGUGGGUUUUGAUGCAUCGUGAAAUACAGUGAUUUGUUUAUGUGAACUUUAGUUAAUAGAUUUGACAAACCCAGUGAUGAAGAUGUGAUAGUAACCACCACCGGACAAAAUAAAAGAUCGACAAAAUGUGCAGCAAAGACCAGAUUAACCAUAUACUCGGGAAGAUCAAUGUGGGCCUGCCGUCUUGGUCGCGCGGGCUGGAGGCCGCAGAAGCAGCCCGCGCGCGCCUCGUGCGCUGGGCGUGCGGCGAGGCGCCCGAGGAGCCCCCCCGCAAGAAGAUGCCUCACGCGCUGCGCAAGCGGUGGCCGCUGUGCCCGUGUCUGCAGAAUGAUGAGCCUCCAGAGAUCACAUACUGCGUGGUGGGCGGCACGGGCGGGCUGGCGCUCCAGGCCGUCACGCCCACCCAUCCCAUGCCGCCGCAGGACGAGCUCGACGCCAAGUUCGCCGAGCUGGUGGAAGAGCUGGACCUGACAGCAGUGAACAAAGCCGCCAUGAUGGAACUACCGGCCGCGAAGAAAUGGCAGAUCUACUGCAGCCGACGGCCGCCGCCGGGCGUGGUCAUGCCAAUGGGAACAGCACCGCAAGUCGAGGAGUACAUCAAGGCGCUCAACGAGAUCGCUGACGCGUUCACCUCAUCAGAAGGCCUAGUCGCACCAGAAUCCUGCGCGCUGCUCGACGGCUUGAAGACAGCUCUCCGCACCCGCGCCCACAGCUUCGUACUGCGCUUCGUGAAGCAAGGCGGACUUGGAGCCCUAUUAGAUGCCCUGCAGCGGGCGCCCCGGGACGAUGCCAUCAACAGGCAUAACCUCAUUGCCGGGAUCAAGGCCCUGAUGAACAACUCGACGGGCCGCGCACACGUACUCGCACACCCAACUAGCAUCGAUCUGAUCGCGCAGUCCCUGGACACCGAAAACGUCAAGACCAAGGUUGCCGCUCUGGAGAUACUCGGUGCCGUCUGCCUCGUGCCCGGUGGCCAUAAAAAGGUGCUAGAAGCAAUGGUCCACUACCAGAAGUACGCAGCGGAGCGCGCGCGUUUCCAGUCCAUCAUCAACGAACUGGACCGAAGUACCGGCGCCUACCGAGACGACCUCGGCCUCAAGACUGCUAUUAUGUCCUUCGUGAACGCUGUUCUUAAUUACGGUGCUGGAGAAGACAGCUUGGAGUUCCGACUGCAUUUGAGAUAUGAGUUCUUGAUGCUGGGAAUACAGCCUGUUAUCGAGAAACUCCGCAAAUACGAAAAUGAAACACUCGACCGGCACAUCGACUUCUUCGAAAUGAUCCGCAAUGAGGACGAGAAGGAACUCGCCAGGCGGUUCGACAAACAACACGUCGAUACGAAGAGCGCUGGGACCAUGUUCGAGCUGCUGAGGAGGAAACUGAGUCAUACUGCGGCUUAUCCACAUCUGCUGUCUAUGCUGGAGCAUAUGCUUCUGUUACCCUUGGAAUACAACCCGCACGCGCAACAUUGGCUCCUCCUCGACCGAGUGGUCCAACAAAUCGUCCUCCAACAACCCAACGCCGGCAGCCGCUCCACCAGUUCUCAAGAGACAGACCAGGACGACCGCAGUGAUAUCAACAAGGUGUACGAUCCGGACGUAGCGCCUCUCGAGAUCAACGUGACCGAGAUCGUCCAUCUCCUGGCCAAGGAAGAAGAGCUGGUCGCAGCCAGAACCAAAGCAGAAAACUUGGAGAAGGAAAAUGUCGAUCUGGCUACGGAGUUGGCCAAAAAGGAGAAGCAAGUGGACCAGCAGAGCCAGGAGCGCGAGGAGUUGGAGAACGUGGUGGCGCGCCUCAAGGAGAGGCUCGAGAGGGAGACGCACGCGCACAUGGAGAGCUCCGAGAGGGCCAGGCAUUCCGCUAUGAGGGCCACGCAACUUGAACAACAGCUGAAUCAAGAGAGAUCGGAACGCGCGAGGUUCGAGAAACUAGUCAGCGAAGGAAGCAUACCUGACGAUGCAAAGGUCAGCAACCUCAAGAGCGCCGUCAUCGAGACCUGCAGCGUCCCUCCUCCACCGCCCCCUCCCUCCCUCUGUCCCCCGCCUCCACCAGCCCCCCUGCCCCCCUCAGCCCCCAUCCCCCCCGCCCCGCUGGCCCCCAUGCCCCCCAUGGCCCCCAAGCCCAAGAAGAACGUGCCCACGCCCGGCAAUCCCCUGAAGAGCUUCAACUGGAGUAAGCUACCGGACACGAAGCUCCACGGAACGAUCUGGCAGGAGCUCGAUGAUACUAAGCUGUAUAAUGCUAUGGAUUUGAAUACGAUCGAUAAGAUGUUCUGCGCUUACCAGAAGAAUGGAGUGCAGAAUGAGGGUUCAGUAGAAGACCUAAGACAACUAGGUUCUAAACCGCGCACGAAGAUCCUGUCAGUCAUCGAUGGUCGCCGCGCACAGAACUGCACAAUCCUGCUGUCCAAACUAAAGAUGUCAGACGAGGAGAUAUGCCGAGCGAUCCUGCGUAUGGACAGCGGUGAGCAGUUACCCAUCGACAUGGUGGAGCAGUUAGCCAAGUUCACGCCGAGCGCGGAGGAAGCAGCGUUACUGGAGGAACAUCAAGACGAGCUCGACAACAUGGCGCGUGCCGACCGCUUCCUCUAUGAGAUCUCCAAGAUCCCUCACUACUCGCAGCGCGUGCGCACGCUGCUGUUCAAGAAGAAGUUCUCGGGGGCCGCGGCCGAGGCGUCCGCGCGCGCCGCCACCGUGCUGCGCGCCGCGAGGGAGAUGGCGCGCUCCCGGCGGCUGCGCGCGCUGCUGGAGGUCGUGCUAGCGCUAGGGAACUACAUGAACCGUGGAGCGCGCGGCAACGCGUCCGGUUUCCGGCUGUCGUCACUCAACAAGCUGGCCGACACCAAGUCCAGCGUCACGCGCAACACCACACUGCUGCAUUACCUCGUGGAGCUGCUGGAAACACAGUUCAAAGAUAUCCUACUGUUGGAGGAGGACCUGCCGCACGUGCGCGCGGCCGCCAAGGUCUGCGUCGAGCAGCUCGACAAGGACGUCGGCGCGCUGCGGACCGGCCUGAGGGAGGUUCAACGUGAGGUGGAAUACCACCUGUCAUUACCGUCGCCGGCGCCGAGCGACGCGUUCCUGCCCGUCAUGCGCGACUUCCACGCGCACGCCGUCUGCUCCUUCACGCAGCUCGAGGACCUGUUCCAGGACAUGAAGAGCCGGCUGGAAGCGUGCGCGCACUCGUUCGGCGAGGAGACCAGCGCCUCCCCCGAGCAGCUGUUCGGGGCCCUGGACCAGUUCCUCACGCAGCUGGUGGAGGCCCGCGCCGAGUGCGACGCGCAGCGACGCCGCCGAGACGAGGAGGAGCGCCGCACCAGGCACGAGCAGGAGCUCAAAAAACGCACCAUGGAGCGCAAACAAGCGUCCAGCCUUCUCAGCUCUGUCGGCAAAUCGCUCGGCAAGUCCAACGGCGACUGCAACGGACACAGCGACUCCUCCCGGGACUCCACACUAAACAACGGGCAGAAAGGCGAGUUCGACGACCUUAUAUCUGCGCUACGGACGGGUGAUGUCUUCGGAGAUGAUGUGGCCAAGUUUAAAAGGUCUAGAAAGACUUCCAAAACGCAGAAAGGACGAGAUUCUCCGCCCAGAGGCGUGUGCAGGGAGGAGUCUAGAGAGAGAACUAAGAACUGAAGGAAAUUAACAGGGGGCCUAAAGAAAACGAUAUAAUUUAACAC